AUGCCUCCCAAGAGAUCAAGUGAAAUGCGGCAGGACCGCCAAUUCUACGUCGAGAGGAUCCGGAAUACCAGAUUCGUCAACGGACAGGAGGAGUUUCUCAUCCGCUGGCGAGGAUACGGUCCUUCGGAGGAUCAAUGGGUGGCUCGCGAAGAUGUCGAUGAGACGAUGGUGCAGCAGUUUCUCACCCAAGGAGCGGCAGGAAUGACACAGAGUCCUGGCGGUGCUGGCCCGUCUACCCGCCGUUCUUCCAGCUGGAGAGGCUGGAAAGAAGUCGACGCAGAGCAGGAAGAUGCGCGACUGGAGCAGGCCCGACGCAACAACGGCUUCGGUCUGCCAGUUCCAGAGAGUCGCGAUGCUCUGUCAACCACUGGACGAGGCGCCCGUCUUCGCAGCGCUACUCCUCAGGAUUCUCCUGCGCCGUCAGCGGUUGCUAGUCCUUCGACAACUCGCAAGCCGUCAGGAAAGAAGGUCAAGCUCCGAACUUCAUCCUCUCCAGCGAAAGACAGCAACAGAGGUGAUGAUUCGUCAAUGCCGGACGCAGCGUCGCAGGCAGAAGAUGCCAUGGCUGUGGACGAGGACGUGAUGGACGUGGAUGAAGAGCCGGAAGUCCAGUCGCCGCCGCCAAAGGCUAAGGGUAAGCCUAAGGUCCCUUUCACCGGAAAGUCGACCUUCAACAACAUGGAGGAGGGUGACGAUGCCCCGGCCUGCACUGACCUGUACAGCGUGACCAAUCUGAGCGUUACUGAACACUGCAAAGAAGUGAGAGAAUGCCAGGCUGCGGGACACACUGGCCCGGUGGUGAAGACGUGCAACGAAUGCUACAACGCCACCCUCGCUUCCAUAACAGCAGAGCAGCAGGCGGCCUUUGACAAUGGCGCCUUUGCGACCCUGUGCAACCCCUGCGUUUCCUGGUCUCGAAGGAAUUGCCCAAAGUGCAACUGUCUGGAGAAGAUGUACUGCUGCUCUUGCCUCGUCAAACUUGCGGAUGCACUCAUUGCGGCAAAAGCUGAGGCGGACUACGACAACUCUGAUGUGCCAACGGAGUGUCAGUUGUGCACCAACGUGCGCGAUGGAACGGAGACGGUCCAGUAUUGCUACCUCUGCGGAGGGACAAGGAUUCUUGAGGUAUAG
Messenger RNA from Saxophila tyrrhenica, 1131 nucleotides. RefSeq lists its product as uncharacterized. The record is from RefSeq and is a predicted model, not a curated record. The transcript has 2 exons. The coding region runs from base 1 to 1131 and encodes 376 amino acids. NCBI's taxonomy places the organism in Eukaryota, Fungi, Ascomycota, Dothideomycetes, Mycosphaerellales, Extremaceae.